AUGAGGAAAUCCACCCGAAAUAGCAAUACGCACCCAGCCACCCAUCAGACCCUGCAUUCCUAUCCUAGUCACCCUUCCGACCAAGUAAUCCUCACCCAGACACCCAUCCGACACAGCAAUCCUAUCCUAGACACCCUUCCGACCAAGCAAUCUUCAACCAGACACCGACCCGACCCAACAAUCCUCACCCAGACACCCAUCCGACACAGCAAUCCUCACCCAAACACCCACUCGACCAAGCAAUCCUCACCCAAACACCCAUCCGACACGGCAAUCCUCACCCAGACACCCACUCGACCAAGCAAUCCUCACCCAAACACCCAUCCGACACAGCAAUCCUCACCCAAACACCCAUCCGACACAGCAAUCCUCACCCAGACACCCACUCGACCAAGCAAUCCUCACCCAAACACCCAUCCGACACGGCAAUCCUCACCCAGACAUCCACCUGACCCAACACCCACCCGACCAAGCAAUCCUCACCCGGACACCCAUCCGACACAGCAAUCAUCACCCGGACACCCAUCCGACACAACAAUCUUCACCCAGACUCCCACUCGACAAAGCAAUCCUCACCCGGACACCCACCCGACUAAGCAAUCCUCAUCCGGACACCCACCCGACCAAGCAAUCCUUACCCUAACACCCACCCGACCAAGCAAAUCUCAGCCAGACACCCACCCGACCAAGCAAUUCUCACCCGGACACCCAUCCGACACAGCAAUCAUCACCCGGACACCCAUCCGACCCAGCAAUCUUCACCCAGACACCCACCCGACCAAGCAAUCCUCACCCGGACACCCACCCGACCAAGCAAUCCUCACCCGGACACCCACCCGACCAAGCAAUCCUCACCCGGACACCCACCCGACCAAGCAAUCCUCACCCUUACACCCACUCGACCAAGCAAUACUCACCCGGACACCCACUCGACCAAGCAAUCCUCACCCGGACACCAAUCCGACACAGCAAUCAUCAUCGCGACACCCAUCCGACUCAGCAAUCUUCACCCAGACACCCAUCCGAACAGCAACCCUCAACCAGACACCCGACAGACCCAGCAACCCUCACCCCAAACCCACCCGACCGGGCAACCCUCACCCAGACACACACCUGACCCAGGAACCCUCACCCAGACACACACCCGACCCAGCAAACCUCACCCGGACACUCACCAAACGCUGCAGUCGUCACAUAGACACACGCCCGACCCAGCGGUCUGAAACCAGAUACCCACCCGACCAAGCUGUCCUUACCAAGAUACCUACUGACCCAACAAUCUUCACCCAGACCUUAACCGGCCCAGCAAUCCUUUACCUGACACCCACAUAA
Molecule: messenger RNA, 1332 nt
Organism: Mya arenaria
Lineage: Eukaryota; Metazoa; Mollusca; Bivalvia; Myida; Myidae
Product: proteoglycan 4-like
Exons: 4
Coding region: 1-1332 (443 amino acids)
Source: RefSeq, a predicted model, not a curated record